Vicia faba (fava bean) is the source of this 1236-nucleotide messenger RNA. NCBI's taxonomy places the organism in Eukaryota, Viridiplantae, Streptophyta, Magnoliopsida, Fabales, Fabaceae. The record is from the annotation of a GenBank genome assembly.
AUGAACCCUAGAUCAAAACCCGAUUCGGCGACGGUGUUGUCCUCCUAUCCAGAUUCUGGUGGCCUUGGGUGUGGCUAUGUGAUGAAUAGAUGGGGCUUCGCGGUGGGUUCGGUAUCAAUGGCGCUUGGAGAUGGUGUCGCGGAUGAGAGAUCGAGUCCCAGAGGCGAUGAUGACAGUUGCGUCUUUGCAAAAGCUGGUGGAGUGGAGGGUUGUUGCGGGAGACACAGUUCCGGGGGAUGCAGGAAGUGCGACGGAAAAGUUUUAAAGCCACUUAUUGAGGAGCUUAACAUAUUGUGGGAAGUCGGGGAACGUGUAGUAUCCAGGGUAUUGUCAGCUACGAAUGAGGAAGGUCGAGUUAAAGGGGAGAACUCCAUCGAACAUGUCACAUGUGAGGAAGAUGCUAUUGAUGCUGACGACAAUGAUGAGAGACUUACUAAAUCAUCUAAUGCUUCUGAUAAAGCAUUUGAGGUCUUACUUACUAUGCAAGGGAAACAACAUAUUGAAUCUUCUAGCAAAGUAAACAAUAUCAAGCAUCGUGACGAAACACCGCCUGAUGUUCGAGUACGGAAACUAAAGGAUCGGCUCAUCCAAGCUAAAGUUUAUCUUUCCCUUCAGGCAGUUAGGAACAUUCCCCAUCUCACUCGGGAACUUCGGCUACGGGUAAAGGAAGUUUCACGAACAAUUGGAGAGGCAAGCAAAGAUUCUGACUUGCCAAGGAAUGCAAAUGAGAGAAUGAAGGCAAUAGAGAAAUCAUUGAUGAAAGCAAGGAAAAUUCAAGAUGAUUGUGCCACAUCCGUGAAGAAGCUUAGGGCUAUGCUCCACUCAUCAGAGGACCAGCUUCGCGUGCACAAGAAACAUACCUUAUUCUUAACACAGUUGACAGCUAAAACACUGCCUAAAGGUCUCCAUUGUCUUCCGUUGCGCCUUACAACUGAAUACUAUAACUUGAACUCUUCUCAGCAACAAUUCCCCAAUCAAGAGAAGUUAGAAGACCCUGGACUAUACCAUUAUGCAAUAUUCUCAGAUAACAUAUUGGCCACAGCUGUUGUUGUGAAUUCUACUGCUGCCCAUGCUAAGGAUUCCUCCAAACAUGUUUUCCACAUUGUAACUGAUAAGGAUAUAGAUGGUGAAUUUCAAGAGGACGACGUAGAUGAAGAAUUUAUGGAGGAUGACAUAUCUAACGAAUUUCAAGAGGACGAUCUGGAUGCUUUACUCCUAGAAGACAAACUUGAAUGA